AUGAUCCUCCGCCGCGGACGCUGCCUAUCUCCUCUCUCCUCCUCCUCCUCCUCCUCCUCCUCCUCCGUCUCUCUUCUUCAGCCGUGCUCCAUCCCGUUGAAUUUCUUCCACGGAACCUCGCCGGCGACGGCAGAGAAUGGAGGAGAGCCAUGCCCGGAGCCGGAGCUCGUGGGAGGCCCCCCGAAGCUGUCCUUCGCCUGCUCCAUUCAGCCCUGCGCCGACGCCGAUUCCCUCUCCCGCCUCCUCAUCGGCCACCACAAUCCCUUCCACGCCAUGGAAUCCCCCCUCCAGCUCUCCGGCACAGUGGCCCUCUCCCACGGCCUCGUUCUUCAGACCCUCCUCCGCCUCCGCCACGCCUCCAAGGUCGCCCUAGGGUUCUUCCUCUGGGCCAGGGACCACGCAGGGCACCGCCACGACGCUGACGCCUACGAUCUCAUGGUCGAUCUCCUUGGGAAGGUCCGCCAAUUCGACGUGGUGUGGCAGCUGGUGAUGGAAAUGGACCAGAUGGGCGUGGGGCCUUCCCCGAGAACAUUCGCUGUCCUCGUCCGCCGCCUCGCCGCCGCCGGCCUCACACGGCAAGCCCUCAGAGCCUUCGACGACAUGGAGGCCUUCGUCGGACGGCCUGCCGACGGCUCCGAGUUCAACCUCCUUCUGGACACUCUCUGCAAGUACGGCUACGUAAAGGUGAGGCUCCCCCACUGCUCGCGAUCGCCGUCGUCUCCCUCUUCUUCUUCUCCUGGCAUUUUCUCCCCUGAUCUUGGCGCCGCCCUCGACUUUGUGGAUCGAAGUUCGCCGCGGAGAUCUUCAACAAGAAGAAGUCCAGAUACCCACCCGACGAGAAGACCUACACGAUCCUGAUGUACGGAUGGUGCAAGAUAAAUCGCCCGCAGAUGGCGGCGAAGUUCUUGAGGGAGAUGUCCGAUCGCGGUCUGGAGCCCAACGUGGUCUCCUACAAUGUCCUGCUCAACGGGAUCUGCAGGAGAGCGAGCCUCCACCCAGACACCCGCUUCGACGGGACAAUUCGCGCCGCCGAAGACCUGUUCGAGGAAAUGCGCAGUAGAGGCAUCGAGCCCGAUGUCACCAGCUACUCGAUCCUCCUCCAUGUCUACAGCCGUGCCCACAAGCCGGACCUCUCCCUCUCCCUCUUCCACUCCCUGAGGGGGAAGGGGAUCUCCCCUACCGUGGCCACCUACACUUCAGUGGUCAAGUGCCUCGCUUCUUGCGGCAGAGUGGAAGACGCCGAGAAGCUGCUCGACGAAAUGUCCAGCAAUGGAAUUCAACCGUCUGCCACCACCUACAACUGCUUCUUCAAGGAGUACCGCGGGAGGAAAGAUGUGGACUCUGCAGUUAAGCUGUACAGGACGAUGAAGACGGCAGCAGUGACUGGGGAAUCUCUCACUCCACCAGAUAUCCAUAGCUACAACAUCUUGGUGGGGAUGUUUUCGCAGUUGGACCGACCAGAGCUUGUUAGGGAGCUUUGGGAGGAUAUGAGCAAUAGAGGGGUUGGGCCAGACAUGGAUUCGUAUACUUCGAUCAUUCAUGGGCUCUGUCAGAAGCAACGAUGGAAUGAGGCCUGCCGAUUCUUCAUGGAGAUGAUAGAGAAGGGGUUCCUCCCUCAUAAGGUAACAUUUGAGACGUUAUAUCGAGGGCUUAUACAGGCGGAUAUGGUGAGAACUUGGAAGAGAUUGAAGAAGAAGGUUCAGGAAGAGUCCUUAAAAUUUGGCGCUGAAUUCCGAAAUUACCAUUUCAAAUCGUAUAAAAGGUGA
This is a messenger RNA of Spirodela intermedia, 1766 nucleotides long. NCBI's taxonomy places the organism in Eukaryota, Viridiplantae, Streptophyta, Magnoliopsida, Alismatales, Araceae. The record is from the annotation of a GenBank genome assembly.